Molecule: messenger RNA, 2404 nt
Organism: Candoia aspera
Lineage: Eukaryota; Metazoa; Chordata; Lepidosauria; Squamata; Candoiidae
Gene: GPR180
Product: G protein-coupled receptor 180
Exons: 9
Coding region: 75-1400 (441 amino acids)
Biological process (GO): G protein-coupled receptor signaling pathway; response to pheromone
Source: RefSeq, a predicted model, not a curated record
GUUUCCGUUCGCUCGGGACGGCUGCAGACGUGGUCGGGAUGGGGGCGAGGUGACGGCGCGGUUCCGGAGAAGCGAUGGAGCGGCUCCUGUGCUUCGCCUGGGUCGCGCUCUGGAGCGGGAGCUGCGCGUGGAUGCGCGGGGCCCAAGCCAAGACUGUCCAGGGCGGCUUCUCCAGCGCCGCGGCCCGCGCCGGCCAGGCGGUGGCCCAGUUCCAGUUCCGCGGUGAUUGUGCUCUUCUGUAUGUCAGAAUCAACAACGUAGCAAUUGCUGUUGGAAAAGAAGCAAAGCUUCAUCUCUUUCAAGCUCAGGAAUGGCUAAAGCUUCAAGAAAGCCAGCAGGAUUACAGCUGUAAAGAGAAACUGGCUAAAGCUCAACUGAUAAUGAACAUGAACUGCACGGAACAAAAUAUGACGGUAUCCCAGGUUCCUUAUCCAGACACAUGGUAUGUGUUUUAUGUUGACAAGUUUACCUGUGCGGAGACAUAUGAAGACUCUGAACCUGAGGAUGUUCAAUUUGAAAUGGUGCUACUAAAUCCAGAUGCAGAAAGGAAUCCGUUAGAUCACUUUAGUGCAGGGGAAUCAGGCUUACACGAGUUCUUCUUCCUGCUUGUCCUGGGCUAUUUUGUUUCUGCCUGCAUUUACGCUCAGUCCUUGUGGCAAACAAUUCAGAAAGGGGGACCUAUGCACACAGUGCUGAAAGUGCUCACUGUGGUUUUGCUCCUGCAAGCAGCUUCAGCUCUUGCAAACUAUCUACAUUUUUCAAGUUAUUCAAAAAAUGGAGUAGGAUUGCCUUUUAUGGGAAGCCUUGCAGAAUUGUGUGACAUAAUCUCUCAGAUGCAGAUGUUGUACCUGCUACUGAGUCUCUGCAUGGGAUGGACAAUUGGCAGAAUGAAGAAAUCACAGAGCAAACCCCUCCAGUGGGAUUCCACCCCAGCAUCCACAGCCAUUGCUAUAACCGCUGUUGUCACACAGAGUGUUCUGCUUAUUUGGGAGCAGCUUGAGGAUACCAAUCACCAUAGUUACCAUUCACACCAAAGUUUAGCUGGUGGACUUCUCCUUGGAUUAAGAAUUUGUCUAGCUGUGUUGUUAGGUUGUGGACUUUACCAGAUUAUCCGAAUUGAGAGAAGUACUCUAAAAAGAGAAUUCUAUAUUACUUUCACAAAGGGAUGUAUUCUGUGGUUUUUAUGUCAUCCAAGUCUUGUAACUGUAUCUCUAAUGUUUAGAGAUUAUCAGCGAGAGAAGAUUAUUACCAUGGGUGUCAUCCUCUGCCAGUUGUUUUCCAUGGUCCUUCUGUACCGACUCUUUGUUUCCCAUAGUCUUUACUGGGAAGUCUCCUCCCUCUCUUCAGUGACGUUGCCACUAACGGUAGCAUCUGGACAUAAAAGUCGGCAUCACUUCUGAGAUCCCUUUGGAGAUUGGUUGGCAAAGGUGCAAUAAAGAUUGGAAACAGUGCAGCUAUUUUCAGCAGUAAACCCAGCUCAAGAAGAGCUAAAUAAUUAAAAGCAGCAUUUUGCUCUCACUACAUCACAGCAAAUGCAGAAGUGAUUGGAUUUUAUCAAAAAUAGUGAUGAGGAGAUGUCUUGUUUUUCUUGCUGUUUGGAUACAGACCAUGUGAUUUUAGCCACAUUUUCACUCCUAAGCUGCCUCAUCUACAUUAAAGUUCAAAUUUCAAUAAUGAUAAAUUUAAACUAAUUGGAUGGGACAGUUCUGCAAUUCAAAUAAUACAUAUCUUGUUUAAGGUGGCUUUGAAACAAAAUAUUUGUGCAGAAGUUUAAUAGGACUUAAACUGUAAUAGGUCCAUAAAACCAGUGUAUAAUGUUUACAGUGAACAAUAGUUCUCAUUAUCACUUUCUUGCCUUGAGGCUCGGAUGUAGUUCAGUUUUUAGCUUGAUUGCCAGUUGUGUUUUAAUUCUGUGUUUGACAUUUUACAAGAGCAGAAGGGUGAUUAACUCUAAGUUAAAAAAAAUAAAAAACCACAGCAGCAUGGUUGUAAAAGUAGCAGGCUUGUGCCUCCUAAACUGAGGAGAGAAAAAUGAAAUGUGUGAUACAGUAUGAGAAUUUUAAUCCUGAUGGAAUUCAGCGAGGAUUCAGUCAUAAUUAAGCCAUAGCCGCAGAUUAAAUUAAUAGAAGCAUUUCAAAUGUUAGUUUCAGUCUUCAACUACCCAUGAAUUCCUGCCCAAGGAUACUUAACCAGGAUUAAAUUUUCUCUGAAUAAUUGAAAAAACAAAAUACUCAUUGGAUUUGCUAUAAUCCAUGUUGGCAUAUGGGUCCUAAGUGGUUGCCAUCCUCCAGCCAUUGUAAUAGAGCAACACUUGUCAGUGAUGCAUUUAGGCUGUUGCAGUAAAUGCAAACUUUAAUUGAUGUGUCUAUUUAUUGCUCCAGAUUAAAAUAAUAUGAACAGCAUC